CAAGACCGGAGAGAAGAUCGGAAGAAAAAUACAAUAUUUUCUCUAUUUCUCAUAUUUGAUAUUUGGAGAGAAGAAUAUUGUCCAUCUUAAAGGUAAAACAUAAUUACAUGUAUGAAUAAAUUAUUGCUUCUUAUUAGAAAGAGAAAUUGGUGGGUCAGAUUCUUCAAACGCUUUUUUGUUCGGCUUUAAGUUUAGCCAGGGGUUUGUUUAUCCAGAGAAUUAAUAUCAACGAGAAAUUGAGAACAGCUAUAAAACAAACACAGUUCAAAUCCAUACAAAAGUAUUGUAUUGAUUUCUUCGAUUUAAUGAGGCGCCGGUCAUCCGAAGUUAGGAGUAUUUCACUUCGUCGAAUUUUGAUUCGCUUGAUUUCGUUAAUGUUCGUCCCAAUGGCGUUGUUCCGGUAAGCCAAUCUUUGAUUUCAGUCUCGUUAUACCAGGAUUUCAACAACCUUGAUUCUCUGUUUUUAUUUCUGUAAUGGUAUGCCCUCCACCUGUUCGACAAAAUGCUGCAAUGAAGUUUCAGGCCAUGGCAGAGUUGCUUCCUCCGUAAGUUCAUGAAGUGAUUUUGUAGCCAUGAUUCUGGCGCAUAAACUUUCUCAGAGGUUGUUCAUCCCUCGCCUAAACCAUCUUAACAACACGAGAUAUGGAGCUUUGCAUUCAAAUCCGAUGCUAUAUCACAGCGCAGAGAACUCCUCCGCCGAUCAAGAGCUGUUACCCUCCGAAUGGUACGAGAAUGCGUAUCGGAAGAUACAGAAACUGAGCUGCUCACUGAAGAAUGUGGAUUUGAUCGACGGACGCCUCGUUAAUGUUGUCGAUGAUUCAACCAUUUUCGAUGAGCGUAUUGAACAGAGAAUGCGUGCUUUUAAGUCCCUCGUAAGAGUCUUCGUUGGUUCUCCAUCGGCCCGGAGGAGAGUAACAGAAACUAUGAUGGCUGAAUCGUCUACUACAAAUUGCCAGCCACCGUGGUGCUUCGGAAAUUCAAGUGAAAGAGAGCCAAUGGUUGUUGAUUCACUCACCAAGAUCAGCAACUUCCUCAACGUCUCUGCCCAACAAAGGAAAUUGGUGCGCCACACUAUAUGCCCACAGGUCACGCAGCAUCACAUUUGGACUGGUGCAUUGGAUCAUAUGCUGAAAGAGUUGAAACUGGAGUUGGAUCCACUGGCUCAUCAAUCAACCAACAACAAAGGGAUCAAAAUGGGGCAGCAGAUAGUUUCAAGUUGCCUCAAGUUUUUGGAUGAUGCCACCAACUCAAACGCUCACUUCACCUCAUGGAUGCGGCCAGCGCCAUCACAACCCGUUGUCGAUCCAUCCGCAUCGCCGAGAUGGGAAGACAUGCUUGAGAUGUUCGACGAUCUGAUCGGCUCUUUAAAAGGCGAAAAGCCUCUCCUCCGUCACGUGGCGAAGCUGGAGGUGAUGAAAGAGGGGCUCUCCCAGAUCAAAGAUGUGCUGAGCGAUCAUAAAAGCAUUGGACACAAAGAAUCCAAGCACCAAGAAAGCCUGGUGCAAAGGAAGCUUUCAAAGACACUGGGCCACUCUUCCAGGUGCUUAUUCACUCUCUUAAUGUUCUAUCUUUGGGGGCAUAUUAGGGAUAUUGAAGUGGAUUUUUGUGGUGGGGUUUUGAAGGAUGUUGAGAAUGAGAAGUUCUGGUUGGUUAUGGGGAGGAUUUUGAGUUGUGAUGAGGAGAAAAUGGUGUGGAAUGGGGUGAAGCAGCUUGAUAGAGCAAUGGGAGUUUUUAAAUUUGUUUGGGAAACAGCUGGAAUGAAGGGUGGAUUGGAAUUGCAAGGCCAUUUAUGGAGUGUUGGGGCUCAGCAAAGGCAGCUUAGUUAUAAAGGAAAUGCUUAUAUAUUACAUGACAUCACUUUAUAACCCAAAAAUCUCCCAAUUAUUGGUUGUUUUUCAUUACUUUUGUGCUUCAGAAAGCAGAUAACUACUUUCAAGAUCGAGUAAGAAAUGAGUUUUUAGAAGUAAUGAGUGAAACAUUUUUUACUUGUUUGGUAAUGUUUUCGCU
Messenger RNA from Momordica charantia (bitter melon), 2007 nucleotides. Its product is annotated as exosome complex exonuclease. The record is from RefSeq and is a predicted model, not a curated record. Lineage: Eukaryota; Viridiplantae; Streptophyta; Magnoliopsida; Cucurbitales; Cucurbitaceae.